AUGCUGCGCUGGAACUCUGCAGGCGCUGAGGAGAGGCCGAAGGGAAUCCUGAUCCACUCAUACAGACCCCACGGCGUUAUGAAGGCGUGUGGUGUGGACUCGGCCACAUCGUUGCUUCUGUCCAUCGACAAUCAAUCCCUUCCCACAACGGAAAGGAUCGACGAGUCCCCACGGCCCUCAUCCCCACGGCCCUCGUCCCCACGGCCCCCAUCCCCUGUCCCCGCAGCACCACCGGCAGCACCACCAGCAGCACCACCGGCAGCGGCCUCCACUACAGCGGAGUCUGACCUCUCGAGCAACCCGCAGCGUGUAGUCACCGCAAAAAGUCUGGGGACCAUGCAGGCGUCGUCUAAGGAGCCGCCCCACUGCAGCAACCCCCGUCCUUCUGGGUCAUCGAAACGUAUCAGAAAUGGAAAAAGGGAUUUUGAUGCACUAAGGGAGCUGGAGGAGGAAGAGAGGAGGGAGGCCAGACAGCAACGCGACCUCUUUGUCCAGGAGCUGAAAGACCAUGAGGAGAGGGCAGCUGCUGCACAGGAGAUGGACCGCAUGUUCUACAGACGGGAGGAGGAGGCAUCGAGGAGACAAAUGGCUGAGUUUCAGCAAGGACUUCUGGCUAUUGUUGGGGCCCUCUGUAAAACUCGGUCCCAGCCUCAACCUCCUCCCCUGGACUAA
Knipowitschia caucasica is the source of this 672-nucleotide messenger RNA. Lineage: Eukaryota; Metazoa; Chordata; Actinopteri; Gobiiformes; Gobiidae. The record is from the annotation of a GenBank genome assembly.